GUGCUUGAGGUCUUCACCAUUACUCCGAAAAUUAGAUUUCUGGAAAAUGCACGGUUAUAAAAACAAAUUUUAGUGUCGGCAUUUCAACUUUCUGAACAAUUUUUUAGUUCAAGUUGAUGCUAUGCAAAGAAUUAGGAGUCGCGGUCGAUAUUUUAUAUGUGCUUCUAUUUUGUGAAAAUUGAAUAUCUGUAAUACAAAGAAUCUGUGCAAUAAAAUAAUAAAUAUUUCGUUUCGGUGCGUUCGCAAACUAUAUUGUAAAGAAUAUGAUUUUUCUUACAAGUUUGACGGUUUUUUUUCUUAUUCUCUGUAAUUCAAAAUGUGUGUUAACGCACUCAUUUCAGUCAAAAAAUGAUGAUAAGUCUGCACUUACCACUAUUUGUGUAAAAAUCACACCUACAGAUACGGUGGAUAAGCCCUACAUUAUGUGUCCUGGUAGAAAUUUGCCACCAUUUCCAACAACAAAUAGUGACUUCAAUACUAAAGAUGAGAAGAACAAUCCAAUAACUCCUUAUUCACCCACUACUCAAAGUAAUCAUCAUCUUGAUCAAACUGAAAAUGGUAAACAUAUUUCUAAACCAAAUAUUCACUUAUACGACAGCACACAUGCGCCAAUUCAGUCCCAAUCAUCCGCCAGUGAAAAUAGUGGAAGUAAUGAAUCCAGCUUUAUACAAAACAAUAAAUAUCAACAAAAUUUACCUCAACCUGAAACUUCAUUUGAAUAUGGAAUGAAAGCAGAACAAAUACCUCACCAUCAAGAUCAUCAGCAAUACCAAGGAAAACAAUUUAUGAACACAAAUUAUGAUCCAAUGAAUGGCCAUUCUAUUAUAAAUACUAAACAAAAUCAUGACGUCAAUUAUUCAUUUCAACCAUUUGAUUCUUAUUUUGAAAAUCAAUCAAAGGGCAAUAUGCACGCGAGUAUUCAACCAAAUUAUGGAUUCAACCAACAAAACGAUCAAAACAAUCAAAACAGCUUUACACCACUUUACUCAUCGAGUAUUCAAUUAAGCCAAAAUCCAGUCAACGAAUAUUUCACACCGCAAUCGAAACAAGCUCUAAUCAAACAUAAUUCCCAUAUUGAACAAAACAUCAAACCAGGGGCUCACUCGUUAAAUAUUCAACAAAGCAAUAAUUUCGGAAAUCAAGCAAAUGGCUAUUCGGAAGCGCAACCCACUCAUGCUGUUACUGGAUAUAACUCCCAAAUUAAAGAAAACAUCCAAUUUGACAAUAUGCAGCAUCACCAAGGCAAUGGAAAUAUGCCAGAAGGUAAACAAAAUACUUAUUUUAGACCACAAUAUUCAAACAUGCAGCAUAAUCCAUUCAAUAAACACGCACCAUGGAUGUAUAGAACUCAGCCUACAGUUGCUAUUAAUGACCACAAUCCAGAAAAUAAACAGAAUAUUCAAACUGCACCACAAACCUCAAAUAUGGGACACAACAUUAAUAACGAGAGUCAAUUAAACAGAGAUCUGUUAGGAAUGCAGCCAGCACAUCCUGUGCAUCCCGCGCAUGCUGUUAAUAGAAAUAGUCCAGAAGUUAAACAAAUCAUUAAUUCUAUGCGCCAAUUCUCAAAUAAGCAACCUAAUGUAUUCAAUAGAAAUCUUCCAGGGAUGUAUAGAGUUCAGUUCAUAGACACGAUGAAUGCACACAAUCUAAGAAAUAAAGAAAAUGUUCCUCCUGCUCUGCAAUUCCGGAAUAUGCAACAUAAUACUAAUAUGGAACGUCAAUCAAAUAGAAAUCUGCAAGGAAUGAAUAUAGCGCAACCUAUAUUUGCUGUUAAUGGCUAUAGUUCAGAACGUAAACAAAUCAUGCAUCCUAUGCUCCAAUCCUCAAAUAUUCAAAGUAACCCGAUAAAUAGCAAUUUGCCAGAAUUGUAUAAAGUGCAGCCCACACAUUCUGUUAAUGAAUAUGAUCCUGAUAAUAAACAAAAUCUACAUCCUACAUUACAUUCUUCUAAUAUGCAACAUAAAUCUAUAACCGAGAGUCACUUAAAAAGUCAUCUGCCAGAAAUGCAUAUAGCACAGCCUAUACAUAAUAUUAAUGGACACAAUUUACAAGCGCAAUCUCAAUUUAAUAUUCCAACAGAUAUAUUAAGAACAAAUCAACCGCAAGCAGUUCCAACACCAAAUAAUGCACGGAGUAACAUUAAUAGAUUAUAUAUUUUAUCAGAACACUCACCCGAGGAAAUCAAUAAAAUUUUUUUUAAUCAGGAGCCUUUGCUAAGUCAAUCUCUUUUAACACCAAACCAAAAUAUUUACAACAAUCCAACACAUCUCAAUAAGCAGAAAGAUGGCACAAAUCCAAUAUACAAUAACCCACUGAUUCAUGUACCACAGUUUACUGAAGACAAUUAUAAAAAAAACCUUCCACAAAGUCCCAAAAAUUUAAAUGAAAAUGUACAUUUUGAAUCAAUCAUAAAUAAAUCAGCAGCCAAUGGAGAACUUUCGUUUACACAAUCAAUAUCGGAGAGUCCAAUAAAGUUAGAACUAAAACAACAACUGCACUUGCCAAUUGAAAAGAGUGCCAUUGAAUAUCCAAAUGGUAACCAGACAAAAGAAAUACAAACUAAACCCCAACAUUUAGAAAGGCCAUUAAUUGAAGUAAGUAAUAGUGAACGUUACCGCGCUGAUUUUGAUGAAGACAUACUUAAAUUACCUAACUGGGGUCUUUCAUUAGAAGAAUUGAAACGCAUACCAAAUAUGCAUACCGAAAAUCGUAAAUUCACAGCACAAACACAUGUUCCACGUAUGCCACAGCUACAAUCGAAUUUUGAUGAAUUUAGAAAUGACCCAGUAAUGCAACAAUUCUAUGGUUCAGUUAAUACUAAGUCUAAAGAGUUCAAUACGUUUAAUAGAGCGGAUCCCCAAAUAGGAGCGAGUCCAUUUUACUCUGCAUUAAAAGAAACACCACAAACAUUCACUAAACUUUUAAAGCCUAAAACUGCAGCAUUUCCUAAAGAUGGUAUUAAUACUGAAAUAUCCUAUGAUAAUUAUCAUAUUGACAAUAAGCAGUCAAAUAACAAGCAACCGAUAAUAUCGCCACCUUGUAAUUAUUGUGUCAUGCCAAUUUCGCAAUGCUGUGCUAAACCUUGUCAAACUUGUUCAGUGCAAUCUAGUGGCUUACCAUAUAAUACACAACGCUUAAAUUCAGGCAUUUCAGAAUAUAAACAACCAGUUGUAGUUGUCUUACCUGUCACUAGUCAGUCUCACCCAACAAGCCCCUCAUGCUAUGGUAAUACAUGGCCUACAGUUGGAGCAAUUUCAAACUAUAAUGCACCUAAUCCAACUAAGAUUGAAAAUAUGGAAAAUUCACCAAUAGUCGGUAGUUUUUUAUAUAAUCCACUUACAUUAUUUAAACCAUUUCCAGGACUUAAUCCAUUUUCAAAUUUACUUAUGUCACCCCGAAACCCAGAUGAAAGCGAGAAAAAAAAAUCAGUGCAAUCAAUUGUUGGUGUACCUUUAGAAGAACAUCGGACAGCAUCAUAUAAGCUAUCAAAUGCACAAGACAAUAAAACUGAACCAACCACUACGUCUACAGAAAAAAUAGAUCAAAACUUGGCAGCUUCUGAGCAGUUUCUUGAAGAUACCAGUGUUGCUAUAGCCGUUGAGGACGAAUACACGGAUAGUAUUACCUCUGAAAACACUAACAUUAACAGCGAAAAUCAUAAAAUUACAACCACUGAAAAUAUAUUAUUUUCCGUAGAUGAUGAUAUAUUAGCAUCUUUAGAACCUGAAUCUCAAAAAACCUUCAAAUCAUUAAUAAGAACUGCUAAAAUUUUUAAAAAUAAUGCUUCAAAGGAACAAAAACGAGCACUUAAACUGUCAUAGGGAUGUGUCGACGCUUUUAAUUUGUAAACGGUUAGCAGUCAUUUUAGAGCCGCAGUCUAUAUCGAUAAAACCUAUGCUAGAGCAUUGCUGGACUUUAUUGUAGAGAUGUUGAGAAAUUUAUUUCUUUAAUGUAUUUAUUUAAAUUUUAUUUCCAAGUUGUUAUGCAUUUGUGAAUUUAUCGAGAUAAAGUUUUUUUUUUAUUAAUUAAUAUAUAAAUUAACAUGAUGUACUAAAUUAAUUCGAAUAGACGAUUAGUAACUGCAGAAUAAUAAUUUAUAUGAAUUUUUUAUUUAAAAACGAGAUUACAGUUCGAAAUUGCGGAAAUUAUUUAUGAGAAUAUAAAAAUG
Messenger RNA from Teleopsis dalmanni, 4171 nucleotides. RefSeq lists its product as uncharacterized. Bases 264 to 3824 code for a protein of 1186 amino acids. The record is from RefSeq and is a predicted model, not a curated record. The transcript has 2 exons. NCBI's taxonomy places the organism in Eukaryota, Metazoa, Arthropoda, Insecta, Diptera, Diopsidae.